GAAGGUCAGACAUGGAUUGUGACAUUGAGCUAGAGCAGAUCAUAGGGACUGCACUGUCCCUAGAAGAGGACUAUCCCGAAUUCUCUCUUCCAAAAAUGGAUAAAGCAAAUGUAAACACCAUUCGUGGGUCUAUAGAUCUUCUUCCAGCCGCCCAAGUCCAAGUGCCGCUACAAAAUACCUGGCAGCAGACUCUACUGGAACUUUACUCUGUAUUGGGAAUUCCUCAAGAAGUCAAGGUGGGCAGGACAAUGCAUAAGAUUGUAAGGGACGAUCAGUCAACAUCGGCCUUGUCCCCUGGAAUCAAAGAUAAGCCAAGUGAGCGCUCCAGCUGCUUAAAACGGCCUCUAUGGGAAGAGGAAGAAAGAGUGUGUAAGAAAAUGAAAUCUGAGCCUGAAGACCUUCUGCCCACCUUGAGUGCCAGGUCAAGAAAGAGGACCAUCUACACAAAGGAACAGACUGACUUCCUCCAAAAUCAGUUUGAUAUUAACCCUUAUCCGGACUUUGUUAGCCGGUGCCACAUCGCUCAGUUGACUGGUGUCCCGGAGCCCAGGAUACAGGUCUGGUUUCAGAAUAGAAGGGCAAGACAUCUCUCCAAAAUCCACAGAUCCCAGGAACCCACUAUACAGGAAGCAUCAACUCUUACAGGAACCCAAAAGUUAAUCAGCCAUGUACAUCAAAGCACAAAUCCACGGAGCCCACGGAGUCAAGACCAAUACCUCCCCGACAUGGUAACCUGCAUGGUAACUGAGCUGUAGGUUCAUCAAGAGAUGCAUAUCAUGGAAACUGUCUUCUUGUUUUACCAAGAGCUGCAGAUCAUGGAUAUUAAAUGGAAAUUGCGUUCUAGGUUCAACAAGAGUGGUAGAUCAUGGACAUAAAAUGAAAACUGUGUUUGUGUUUAACAAAAGCUGCAGGUCAUGGACAUAAAAUGGAAACUGUUUUCUAGGUUCAUAAAGAGCUGCAGAUCAUGGGUAUUAAAUGGAAAUUGCGUUCUAGGUUCAACAAGAACUGUAGAUCAUGGACAUAAAAUGAAAACUGUGUUUAUCAAAAGCUGCAGGUCAUGGACAUAAAAUGGAAACUGUUUUUUAGGUUCAUCAAGAGCUGCAGAUCAUGGAUAUAAAAUGGAAGCUGUGUUCUAGGUUUAUCAAGAGCUACAGAUCAUGGACAUAAAAUGGAAACUGUUUUCUAGGUUCAUCAAGAGCUGCGUAACAAGGACAUAAAAUGGAAACUAUGUUCUAGAUUCAUCAAGAGCUGCAUAACAUGGAUAUAAAAUGGAAGCUGUCUUCUAGGUUUAUCAAGAGCUACAGAUCAUGAACAUAAAAAUGGAAACUAUGUUCUAGAUUCAUCAAGAGCUGCAUAACAUGGAUAUAAAAUGGAAGCUGUGUUCUAGGUUUAUAAAGAGCUACAGAUCAUGGACAUAAAAUGGAAACUGUGUUCUAAAUACACCAAUCAUGAGGAUAAAAGUCAAUUACCAGCAUUUCCUACUCUGCAAUACACUUUGAUAAUAUGACAAAACUGCAGCGAAAUGUUGUGCACAGAAAUGUACAUUUAUUAAUGAUAGAACCAACAGAGAAUGGACAAUCUUUUA
Molecule: messenger RNA, 1585 nt
Organism: Xenopus tropicalis (tropical clawed frog)
Lineage: Eukaryota; Metazoa; Chordata; Amphibia; Anura; Pipidae
Gene: sia3
Product: siamois homeodomain 3
Exons: 3
Coding region: 12-755 (247 amino acids)
Cellular component (GO): nucleus
Molecular function (GO): DNA binding
Source: RefSeq, a predicted model, not a curated record